Messenger RNA from Ctenocephalides felis (cat flea), 1997 nucleotides. Its product is annotated as probable sulfite oxidase, mitochondrial. Gene Ontology annotation, molecular function: oxidoreductase activity; molybdenum ion binding. Gene Ontology annotation, cellular component: mitochondrion. NCBI's taxonomy places the organism in Eukaryota, Metazoa, Arthropoda, Insecta, Siphonaptera, Pulicidae. Bases 222 to 1910 code for a protein of 562 amino acids. The record is from RefSeq and is a predicted model, not a curated record. The transcript is spliced from 11 exons.
CUUUGAUAAAAUGUGAUAACAAGUAUUGGCAAUAAUAUCGUAGCUGAUUAGCAUGAGAGGUCAUUUAUUAUACAGUACAUCGUUAGCGUUCCAUACAUCUCGGCGUUACGACAGACAAACGGAACUAUCCGUAUAACCUUAAAGAAAUUUCGACGAAUUUCACCAAGAAUUUUUCUUAUGUUUUAAUUUCAUAAUAGUGGGUGAUUAAAUAAGUGUUCAAAAUGAAUUGCAGAUUUCCACAAAUUAUAAGGAAUACUUUGAAAAUCAGAGGAACAUCCACCAGAUAUAUUUGUCUAUCACAAGCACAUUUUCAAAAUCAUUCACAAAGUAAUCAUGAAAACUGUUCUUCGUGGCAUAGUCACAAAGUAUUCUCUCUUUUGGGUAUAGUUGCAGCUGCUUAUGCUGGUUAUAAGUAUACCAGUGAAAAAAAAUUGCUUCACGUUCAUGCAGAAAGUGCAAAUGAACUUGGUGUACAAAAAGUUGCAGUAGGAGAACCAAGGCCAGAUUUGCCAUUCUAUAGCAUGGACGAUGUCACAAAACAUGCUUCAAUGGAAACUGGAAUUUGGGUGACUUAUCGUUUGGGUGUUUAUGAUAUUACAAACUUUGUAGCGGAGCAUCCAGGAAGCGAUAUUAUAAAUUUAGCGGCUGGAGGAUCAGUAGAACCAUUUUGGAAUAUCUAUCAACAACAUAAUAAUCCACAAGUUUGGGCUCUACUGGAGACACUAAGAAUAGGUAAUCUGAAUCCUGAUGAUCAAGCUGACACAUCAGAUUUACAUGAUCCUUGGAGUACAGAACCUAAACGCCAUCCAGUACUGAAAGCUGCUUCACAGAAACCAUUCAAUGCUGAGCCUCCUCUGAAAUUGCUCUGUGAUAGUUUUUUCACACCAAAUGAAAUGUUUUAUGUGCGUAAUCAUUUACCUGUACCUGACAUUAAUGUUGAAGAUUACGAACUUGAUAUAUCUGUGGAAAUAGCUUGUGACAAAUCAGUGACUAAAGAAGCAACUUUCAAGUUAGAUGAUAUUAAAAAAUUGCCAAAAUAUUCAGUCAGCGCAGCUAUAAUGUGCGGCGGAAAUCGACGGUCAGAAAUGACUAAGGUUAAAGAUGUUCGAGGUUUGACUUGGGGUGCAGCAGCUGUUGGUAAUGCCACAUGGUCUGGAGCCCGAUUAGUUGAUGUUUUGGAAUCCAUGGGUAUUAAAUCAGAUGAAGAAAGUCAUGUGCAGUUUAUAGGAUUAGAUGCUGAUCCUACAAAUACAACUUAUGGUGCUUCAGUGCCAUUAUCGCAUGUAAUGAAUCCACGAAAUGAUGUGCUGCUUGCAUAUGAAAUGAAUGGAAAACCUCUGAAUAGAGAUCAUGGUUUUCCCUUGAGGGUUAUUAUACCAGGAGUAAUUGGUGCUAGGAAUGUUAAGUGGUUAGGAUCAAUAGUCAUAUCUUCAGAGGAGAGUGAUUCCCACUGGCAACAAAAUGAUUAUAAAGGAUUUAGUCCAAGCACGGAUUGGGAUACAGUUGAUUUUACUAAGUCACCUGCUAUACAGGCAAUGCCUGUAACAUCCGCCAUAUGCCUACCGCAGGAGAAUGAAAAAGUCAAACCUGAAAAUGGAUUUAUCAAAGUUAAAGGAUAUGCUUGGUCUGGAGGUGGUCAAAGGAUUGUGCGAGUCGAUGUAACAGGUGAUCAAGGUUUAACAUGGACGACAGCAAAACUGGAGCAAGGUAAAGAACCUUCAUCACGACAUUAUGGUUGGACUUUAUGGACUGCUGAUGUACCUGUGCAAAAGGGUGUGAAAGAGAUGGAAUUAUGGUCUAAAGCAGUUGAUUCAAAUUAUAAUGUUCAACCUGAAAGUUUUGCAAAUAUUUGGAACCUUAGAGGAGUACUAAGUAACGCUUAUCACAAGGUGAAAAUAAAUAUUAAAUGAAGAAAUGCUUCACUGGUGUUGCCAGUAAAAUUAUAUUUACAUCACAACAAAAUAAUACGUAAGUGAAUAUGUAUAAGAAGAAACUUA